Messenger RNA from Ricinus communis (castor bean), 720 nucleotides. Its product is annotated as mitochondrial import receptor subunit TOM5 homolog. Gene Ontology annotation, cellular component: mitochondrial outer membrane translocase complex; mitochondrion. Bases 284 to 448 code for a protein of 54 amino acids. Lineage: Eukaryota; Viridiplantae; Streptophyta; Magnoliopsida; Malpighiales; Euphorbiaceae. The transcript has 2 exons. The record is from RefSeq and is a predicted model, not a curated record.
UGAACCAUAAGAAUAAGACCAAACAAGACUUAAAGGGAAAAAAAUAUAGUUGGGGUGUAGAUAUGCUUUUUGCCAAGGAAAAUGGCAAGGUAAACAAUCACCCAUGUAAAUACCUGUGCAUUUUAAUUUUGUGAUUUACUAUUUUAGUCAUUUGAGGUCUAUUUAGUAAUUUCACAUCCUCGCAAUUUAAAGCCCUAAAACCCAAGAAAUUAAUACACGGCUCGCGAAGAAAGUCGUUCUUUCGUUUAAAACCCUAAUUUCUCAAGUCCCUCUGCGUUAAUCAAUGGCUGAUUCUAUGAUUUCCGUAGAAAAGCUCAAAGCCUUUUUGAACUCUCAAAUUCACGACGAAGAGAAGUGGGCCCUCAACAUGAAAUUGCUUCGUGCUGCUGGACUCUUUGCAGGAUCCAUUUUCCUGAUGCGGAAUUAUGGUGAUCUCAUGGCAGUAUGAGGAUGGAUGAGCAAUUGCUACGGGGAUGAGCUUGUAAUUCAUUCAGUAUUAUUAGCAUCGCUUGGGGUUUUUAGCUGUUGUUUUGGGAAGAGUUGAUUUUUGUUCUCUCAUAGGAUUACACUAAAUGACGAGUUUACUUGCAGCAGCUUCAGUAUGAUAAAAAAAAAUUAAUCAGUUUUAGCCGUAUUACUUCUUAAUAUGGAAGUGUAUCCGAACCCCUUUGGGAUUGAAUAAGACAUAUAUAUAAAUUAAAUGACAUUGUGUUUGUUGUA